Molecule: messenger RNA, 1562 nt
Organism: Rosa chinensis
Lineage: Eukaryota; Viridiplantae; Streptophyta; Magnoliopsida; Rosales; Rosaceae
Product: F-box protein At3g58530
Exons: 13
Coding region: 1-1359 (452 amino acids)
Biological process (GO): SCF-dependent proteasomal ubiquitin-dependent protein catabolic process
Cellular component (GO): SCF ubiquitin ligase complex
Molecular function (GO): protein binding
Source: RefSeq, a predicted model, not a curated record
AUGGAAAGAUCUCUUAGAAGUAGAGAUGAACUAAUGAAGAAUAUAUUAACGUUCAAAUUUGGUGAGGUGUCGUUGGAAUUUUCAAUCAAUCAAUGCCCAAUACUUAAAGUCAAGGAAACCUUAGCGAAGGAGAGGAUCCGGAUCUUUGGUUUCUCACAAGAUCAUGAAGUCGGGUUUGACCUCAUUUCUCAUUGCAAACCCGGCCCGGAAAAUAGCCCGAUACUGAUAUUGUUUUGGCCUUUGGGCACUCCUUCCGGGUCCAUAACCGGGUUGCAAGGUGUUUGCAGAUUCGGGGGGUUGAUCAAAAUGGAAGUAGAAGGAGGUGAGGAGGUGACAUGGAGCAGAGAAACAGUUCCCAAGGUUGUGAAGAUAGUGAGCACAAGACUCCCUCAGAGAGACCUCAUCUCUCUCUUGCUAGUCAGCCCAUGGCUCAACGCUACUCUCAUCUCCCACCCUUCCCUUUGGCUGCUUAUCGAUUUUCGUGAAAUGAAUAAUGCUGGGAAUCGCCUAAUAGCUGCUCUGUCACUGCCGCGAUAUCGGCAUGUGAAGCAGAUAAACCUUGAAUUUGCACAAGAUAUUGAAGACAAACAUCUUGAACUCAUAAAGAACAAGUGUUUUGGUUCUCUUCAAAACCUUGAAGUUUUGAAUCUGAAUAGCUGCCAGAAGAUUUCUGAUAAGGGAGUUCAAGAUAUAACCAGUGCUUGUGCCAAUCUGAAGGUCUUUUCUAUUUAUUGGAAUGUGAGGGUGACAGAUAUAGGUAUAACACACCUGGUGAAAAAUUGCAAGUAUAUCAUUGAUCUGAAUAUAAGUGGCUGUAAGAAUAUUUUAGACAAAAGUUUGCAACUGGUUGCUCAGACUUAUCCAGAAUUAGAGUUGCUGAAUCUGACAAGGUGUGUCAAGUUAACAGAUUUUGGCUUGCAGCAGAUAUUGAACAGUUGCUCCAGUCUCCAGAGUCUCAACUUAUACGCCCUGUCUAGCUUCACUGAUGAAGCUUACAAGAGGAUAUCACUUCUAACCCAUCUUAAAUUCUUGGAUCUAUGUGGUGCCCAGAAUCUAUCAGAUGAAGGGCUUUCUUGUAUAGCUAGAUGCAAGGGCCUUCUGUCUCUCAGUUUGACAUGGUGUGUACGUGUCACUGAUGUGGGGGUCAUAGCCAUUGCAGAGAGUUGCACCUCUCUCGAAUAUCUCAGCUUGUUUGGGAUAGUUGGGGUGACCGAUGCAUGCCUGGAUUCCCUCUCAAGGACCUGUUCGAACACAAUUACUACUCUUGAUGUGAAUGGAUGUAUUGGAAUUAAGAGACGGAGUCGUGAUGAAUUGCUUAAAUUGUUUCCAAAGUUGCGGUGCUUCAAAGUGCACAGCUAACAUUUGCCAUACAGAAUCCACAUUGCGGAUGAGAAAUGCUUCAGAUUUUUGUAUUCACUCAUAAUAGGACCUCAGGAAUCUCAAUCUGUAAUGUUUUUUCUCAUCCUGUUCUCAGCAUUUAUGAAUAAGUACAGAUUUUCUGAUAAAACAUUGAAAUGACUGUUAUGAAUCAAACGACUCCAAUUGAUUUUGGUUUUGCCUUA